Blumeria graminis f. sp. triticale is the source of this 954-nucleotide messenger RNA. NCBI's taxonomy places the organism in Eukaryota, Fungi, Ascomycota, Leotiomycetes, Helotiales, Erysiphaceae. The record is from the annotation of a GenBank genome assembly.
AUGGAGGACAUGCUAGAAUCUCGGUUUAAACGAGUUGAUAUAGCUUUGGCUAACCUUGCUGAUUCCACAGCAAAAUAUAAUCCAAACCCAGUCUAUGCGAAUGAUCUCGUAACAGCGGAUGCGGAACUCUGUCUUGGCCUGGAACAACUCGCAGCUCAUCAAUCAAACUACUCCCGAAUACUUGCACUUCGUGCGACUUCGAGUGCCUUGGAUAAUCAAAUUCGCGAAACUCUGGAUGUUUUGACAUCGAUCAGGAGGGAUCUAAUAUCCACACCUUCUACCAAUCUUUUACCUAAUGCUAACCCCGUUUCAUAUACUACCCUUCUAGCUUAUGCUCGAAGGAUUAGCAAAUUCACGUUACCUCCGAGCUACAGAGACCAUAUUCCAUCCAACGAGGCCGAAGAACCAGAUACUAAAGCAUCCAAAGAAGCCCAAAAAUCAAAUCCAAUUAAUGGCAGUUCUACCUCAAAGACUGGUUGCAAUGGGAUCGAUACCGGUACAACACUUGGUAAUUCCAACACAGCUCUACCGAUUGUUGAAGGGGAACCAACUUCGCGAUCUACUAUAGCAACCAAUAACAACAACUGGUCAGAAUAUUUGAAUCCACACAGCAACAUGUCUUGGACCCCUUGGCCGUCCGAUGAAACUAUAAGAAGAGGAGCACUUGCCAGCAUCCAGAUAUUGCUCGAUCAGGGAAUCAACCCUGCCACAUUCGACCCCGAAAAAAGCGCAGAGCUCGAAAUGGAACGAAAGAGAAUUGUUGAAGAAGAAGACAGACUACGACUGGAAAAAGAGCGAAAACAACUUCUGGAGAAUCCAGCGAGCGCUAUGCCUCCCGCGAUGACUGCUGCCACCAAUAUCGUACCUGAACGGAGAAAUACUCAGCCAAAAGUAUUUCAGCUGGAAACCUUUGACGAUGAAGAUGAUGACGAUGAUGACGAAGAUGAUGACUAG